AUGGCCAACCCUUUCGAUGAUGAUUUCAAAAGCAGUAGCGCAACAAGCAACAGCAAGUUAAAAAGUUACACAACGCAUUCGAACAACAUUGAGGAUGAAGCAGAUUUCUAUGAACGUGAGAUUGAAAAGUAUAUGCAACAGUCUCUCGAUAGCACAGAGAGGUCGAGGCGUCAUCUGGAGAAUUCGGAAAAAAUCGGCGCUCAGACUGCUCAGGACUUGUUGGAACAACGUGAAAAAUUGGAGAGAACAGAACGUAAUCUCGAUGAAAUACAUAGAACUACCCAGAUCACUCAACGUAAUUUGAAUAGCUUAAAAUCAGUUUUUGGAGGAUUUUUCAAGAAUAAAUUUAGUCGUAAACCGCAAGAAGGGCCGAUAGAGCAAAUGCCGCAAUCGAAAUCUGCGUCUCGAUUAUCGGAGACUGUUGGCGAGAUCAGUGUUGCCGGUGCUGGCGGCUCGCCAGCAUCAUUCUCUGGGACCUCAGGAGUACCUCAAACCACACUGAGUGAAUCAAGCAGAAAUGCAAUCAAAGGAACUCGGUGGGAAGUCAUGGACAAUCAAAUAGAUGAGAAUCUGGAUGCGAUGUCAAGGAACCUUCGUAACCUUCAGCGUUUGGGUCAGGACCUAGGGAAAGAGGUCGACGAACAGAAUCAGUUGCUUGAUCGCAUUCAAGCUAAAGCUGACCGAAAUGAUGUCAUUGUACGCGUACAAGAUAAGCAGAUGCAAAAAAUAUUGGGAACCGAAGCGAAGAAUGAAGACUCUUCAAUGACACCUAGCCUUGACAGUUCGACAAAGAUGUCUCUGGCCAUGAAAGCAGCCAAUCUGUUCCGUUGA
Messenger RNA from Haemonchus placei, 831 nucleotides. The record is from the annotation of a GenBank genome assembly. NCBI's taxonomy places the organism in Eukaryota, Metazoa, Nematoda, Chromadorea, Rhabditida, Trichostrongylidae.